Messenger RNA from Drosophila melanogaster (fruit fly), 238 nucleotides. RefSeq lists its product as uncharacterized. NCBI's taxonomy places the organism in Eukaryota, Metazoa, Arthropoda, Insecta, Diptera, Drosophilidae. The record is from RefSeq and is marked reviewed. Bases 51 to 233 code for a protein of 60 amino acids. The transcript has a single exon.
CACUCUCUAAACGGUCGUGUGGCGUGUUGGAAAAAAAAGGGCGAAAUAUAAUGCUGCACGGCGAUCAAGAUAAGCCCAAAAUGGCAAAACGAUCUGUGGGAUACGCCCUCAAACGCAGGAAUGAUCGUUUUGUGGUCGAGCCCAUCGAGGGAAUCGUGAAUCCAGCCUACGAACCCGAUCUUGGUGGAGAUACAUCCUCAACCAGUGACAUCAAUCGAAAAUGGCAAGUAUAACAAGC